GCAGUUCGAAGCCCCCCACACUCAGCUAUUUCCCGAAGAACAAUGGAUCCGACUGCAGGACAACAAUUAUCAGCUCGACCAUAGGUUGUUCAAGUGCCCAGAUCCUGUCAUCCCUGUCAUCCUCAGAGGGCACUAUAUAUGGCUGGCACUGACAAAAUCCACAUCAGUCCCGAUGGUGUACCUUCAACAAUUCUGGAAUACCAUGCACACGCCCUCUCAGAAAGACAAAUCCAAAAUUCUUGCUACGCUGCACAACAGGAGGCUGGUCCUAACUCCAUCUACACUGAGAACAACCUUGGAACUGCCGGUACACACCAAGUAUGAUCCACUUCCAUCACGGGACGAACUGAUCGAAGGAAUGAAGACUCUGGGCUAUGAUGCACCUCUGCCGAUGAUGUCAAACUUCAAACUAAUGAAUCUGCCUUACCCAUGGAAGACUCUGUUUGGCCUAGUCAACAAAUGCCUAUCUCCAAAGCACGCCGGCCAUGACAAAUGCAACCAGCAAAUUCUGCAAAUCUUCCAUGGGAUCGCCUUCAACAAAAAUUAUGACAUGGCUCAACUCUUCUGGACAGAGCUUAUGGACCAAGUCAAGGAAAAAGAGAACAAUAAAGCUGGCAUGACAAUUCCUUACGCUAGAUGGUUGGCCCUCAUCAUACAUGACUAAAUGACCGAAAAUCAAGGAAUCCCGCAACGACAAGAUGAGGAGCAGUUCAUAGCCCCAAAAUUCAGUACUUCAAAAGCUUCAAGCACGACACCGUUGGGAUGGCCAUUCCAGACUAUCUGCUUGACCUGGCAAAUCCAAGGAAUCCAGCAGUUAUCAAGUACAGAGAGGACAGUCAGAGAACAGUCCCUAUGGUUCAACAAAUCCCAGCUGGACCUACCCCAGGGACUAAGCCGAGUGAAAGUAAGGGUCCAAAGAGAGCUCAGAAGCCACGGAAAACAAUGGCCUGUUUGCCCAGUGAAGGAAAGUCUGACGACUCUUUCAAGAGGACUCAGACGGCUGAGGGCGCAAAGACAAUCGCUGAGGAGCCUGCCGAUGAAUCGUCAAGUCCGGCCUCCAAUAAGACUGACGAUGAGGCAUCCGAUAGCGUGGCCGCACAAAGCGAUGACGAUCAUGAUGAUAAUGAUGACGAUGAUGACAUCGAAGAUGUUGAUCACACUUAUGCCUUGAUCAGAAAGCGUAAGUUGCCUGCCGAGUCUCCCAAGAAGAUAACUGCUGAAGACGCAGCAACCGUACUAGUCGGCCGUUCAAAGACGUUCACAAUCAAGGACGUACGAAAAUCAAAGAGUGUGCACAGAGAAAUUUGCAGCUCUAAGCCUGAUUAUGAUGAAACAGCGCAUGUGAUAAAAAAUGAUCAGGAUGUCAUCAUGUAACACCCCGGCCCCGUAGGCCCCGAGGUAGUUACUUCUGACCUCUAGUACUGUCCCCACAAACCACCACGAGCCUUUACCGCGCACUUUGUCCUCACUCAUGCGCGCCCUGAGAAACUUCCCAGGGGGUCACCCAUCCCAAGACUACUCCUGUGCAAGCACGCUUAACUUUGGAGUUCUUGGGGGAUGAGCUCCCUUAAAAGGAGAUGCACCUCUGUUGGUAUGAGUAGUAUUAUUAAUCCUCUUAAAUUAAUCUCGGGUAUUACAAUCACCCCCACUUAGGAUCGCAACGUCCUCGUCGCGCCCUUAAACCAAUCUCAAUAAAACCCCAGAAUCUUGCCCCGCUAAGUGCCCGCCCGAUAUCUAACGGGUCAGCACACUGUCGCAGGGUUGCUCUGAUACCACCUGUAACACCCCGGCCCCGUAGGCCCCGAGGUAGUUACUUCUGACCUCUAGUACUGUCCCCACAAACCACCACGAGCCUUUACCGCGCACUUUGUCCUCACUCAUGCGCGCCCUGAGAAACUUCCCAAGGGGUCACCCAUCCCAAGACUACUCCUGUGCAAGCACGCUUAACUUUGGAGUUCUUGGGGGAUGAGCUCCCUUAAAAGGAGAUGCACCUCUGUUGGUAUGAGUAGUAUUAUUAAUCCUCUUAAAUUAAUCUCGGGUAUUACACAUCAUCCGGGAGAAACGGGCAAAAAUUAAAAAUGACAAAUCAUCAAAGCCCAAACCUCAACCCCGCGCCAAGAAGAGCCUAACAGAUGAAGCAGAUGCAGAUAUCUUUCCUGGCUGUGACUCCUUUGUCAGAAUAAGCCGAGCCGAAUCCUUAAGCACAGGAGCCGAUCUUUUCGGUUCCCGAGUAGAAGCCGCAGCAUCUGGCUCAACUGCGCAUGCACCGCCCUCCAAUAGCCACUCGUUAGCCUCUCAACAGGCUAAUGUUUCACAAUCAAAGGAUUCACCCCCCUCUCCGGUUCCUUCUGAAUCAGUUGAGCGCACGGUUGGCCAAUCGCCCGAGGCCACAACCCCUCCUUCACGCACACCGAGUCUAGGUAUCACAUUUCCUACAUUUUCUUCCUUUUCUAGGAUACCUACACUAUUCACUGCACAAACAGGUGCACCCACCCUUAAUACAACGACCAGAGUGCAAACUAUGACGGUCGGAAGUCCUGCUAUUCCCACAAUGAUUCCAUCAUUGAACGCAGGCCACGCAUCAGUUGUCUUCACUGAUGCUGUGACAACAGUUACGACCCCUGUAACUGGCACCCUCAACCACGAAGACGUUACCGUUCUUAGGCAGCGCUUUAUGGAUUCCACCAUUAAACCAUGGGUGCGCGAAGCAUUCACCGCUUGGGCACAUGAAUCCAAAUCCACCCCAGCGUUGCAUAGUGAACAUAGCCAGCCCGAACCACACCCAUUACCCCCUCAUACCCAACCGUUACCUUCCCACGCUUUCUCUACCAAAUCCACCCACCAACUACCGACAUUUUCACCCACUCGAGGAACCCAAGAUACACAGCUAGUAUCUACCCCUACGUCGACCACACCCUAUCCCAAUCCUUAUUCCAUACCUACAACCGAACUAGCCGAUAUCCUUUUCCUCCGCCUUUGCUCUUCUGAAACCUGUACCCUUACCCCCUUUGAAAAGGACCUGAUGGCGGUCUUCUACAAACAUAACCGCCCCCCACCGAACACUUGUCGUGACAGUCCCCGGGGCCACAAACGUUCCCAUGAGGACUCCGACGAUUCGGAACCUCAUGAGGGGGAGAACAAGCGGCCCCAGACACUUGAGCAAGGUGCCUCUUCUAGCCACAUCCCGCAACCAACUCAACCUUCACCUCCAUCUCCAACCAACCAACAGCCACCCACUACAAGCCACAACCAAGCCAAACUAACUAGCACGGUCGAGCUAGCUGAAACAUCCCGAGGCUUAUCUCAAAAAGAUAUCGUCCGUGGAGGGGAUGGAAGUCCUGUCGAUGUUACCUCCGGUACAUCACCAAGUACAGGCCAUCAGUCAGAACCAUGUUCAAAACUGAUGUCAACAUCUUGAGGCUUAUCUCCAAGAGAUACUGUCCGAGGAGGGGAUGGAAGUCCUGACGGUGCUAUCUCCGAUACAUCCACUAAGUCAGGCCAUCAGCCAGAACUUAGUUCAACGCCGAUGACAACGGGCAAUCCGAGUGAACCCGGUAGUGCCUCUCAAGCAACAUCACCGCUCCGACAGCAGCCAAGAGCUCCAUACAUUCCUCCAAACCAAGACAUGCAUGACGCGCUAGAGGAUGCAGUGAUACAUGACAAAUGGCCAAAGAAAUGGACUGAGUGGGAUGACCUUAGGUGUGAAGCUGAAAGUGAGGACAUGCAACGGAACUGGUGGCUUCGUGAAUUGCUUGCAAAGUGUGCUGAAGACAUAAUACGCCUUGAUGAAGAGGAACUCAAGAAAGGGGAAGACUACAAGAAAACUCCCAAGGAACUUGAAUCGCUUAUUCGACAAUCAGCAGGUCAAAUGCCAACAACGGCGAAGCCUUGGGAGAACCUACGAAUCAAUGCCCCCUUUCAAGAGGAAAUCAGAAAGGGAAUCUGGAGAAAACCAGACAAACUUAAGCAGCUAAAUGAACUAAAAAUCCGUGGCCUCACACACCUGAAGGGCAAAUUAGUAGGUGGACAUCUGCACAUGCUACAUCAUAGAUCAUCAGGUAAGCAGCGACAAAUUCUUGAGCAAGACAUGAGGUCUAGCAUUCAUCCAAUCCAUGCUUCUCUCGACAUACAUAAAGAAGACCACCACUCAGUACCUUUCUACAGCUUCAGAGUUCAACGCACUGAUUCAAGUGAAUUAAUAUGUCAGGAAAACGACUUCAUUAUGAUGAACAUGGAUGACAUCUACCAGAUGUUCAUGGUCUGCAGAUUUCUUCCGUUAAAUCACAACAAGGUCUACAGAGAAGGAUUUGAGGCAAUUAAGCGCUUUAUGCUCAGACAGAUCAGAUUCCAUGCUGCUCAUGACCUACAAAUGGCUCUUGAGAACAACGUUCGAAAGGCAAAUCUCACUAGGCCGACUUUGUAUGGAGAAGAACUUGAGGAAUAUGAACCCUACCACAUCUUUACGGAUCCACCCUCAAUUCUAUAUCUCAACCAUCAACAGCAAAAGCGCCUGAUGUGGGUAGAGGACAUACACAAAUAUUGUGAUGGAACUUUAAAAGUAAUUCAACAAAAGCUACUGCCUAUCAAAGAAGAUAUUGAUCAAAGACUUGCUGAAGCCACUGAUGAAGAGCUGAGAGAAUGCGACAGAGUUGAAACUAUUUUGAAGCCUAUCAUCAAGCAACUCGACAAGAGAAGGUCAUUGAGAUCAUAUGAGCAUGCGCUAAACUUCAGGAAACACUACUUCAGAGCUCAGAAAUAAAAGCAAGACGGCACUUGAUCACAAAGGGGGAGAUUGUUGAAGAUCAUUUUAUUGUGAAUCAAGCUUGUCAUAUGUCUUGUAUUAGAUUAGCUUUUAUUAUAUCCUUUGUAUUUAAUGUUUGUAUUUAUUAGGGUAUAAAAGAUAUGGGGCCAAUGUGUCAGGCCCAUAUCAGGCUGAAAGCCUUUACGCAAACCUAUAUACAUGCGCAUAUAAAAAGGCGCUUUAGGUUUAGGUUUGCGUUAACUUUGCAUAUUGAUCUUAUCAGCCUUAGCGCUCAUCCUUGUGUUUGUAAAGUGCACGAUAUAUCAAAG
Molecule: messenger RNA, 5070 nt
Organism: Cuscuta europaea
Lineage: Eukaryota; Viridiplantae; Streptophyta; Magnoliopsida; Solanales; Convolvulaceae
Source: the annotation of a GenBank genome assembly